Molecule: messenger RNA, 315 nt
Organism: Aphanomyces astaci
Lineage: Eukaryota; Oomycota; Saprolegniomycetes; Saprolegniales; Verrucalvaceae
Exons: 5
Coding region: 1-315 (104 amino acids)
Source: RefSeq, a predicted model, not a curated record
AUGCAAGUGAAUGAGGGCGCGAUGAAGCGAAGGGGCAACACCGCCGCAGCGUUGGCGACACCUUUCGCGGCCAACUCGUCGGCGUGGGUCGAGGAGUCGCCCCACGAAUCCAAACCUGCCGUCAUCGCUCCGUGGCCGUUCGUCGCACGUACGUCCACGUCAUUUGAUUUCCGCCACGACUAUCUUCCGUUCCAGCGUCUCCGCGCCUUACACGUAUACGACACGAAUGUCAACGACCUCAGCAAACACUCGAUCAACUUCAACUCUGUUCGGCCAAUCAACGACGAGGACGACUUGGAGCCGACAACGCUCUGA